This is a messenger RNA of Haliotis rubra (blacklip abalone), 2432 nucleotides long. RefSeq lists its product as uncharacterized. The transcript is spliced from 7 exons. NCBI's taxonomy places the organism in Eukaryota, Metazoa, Mollusca, Gastropoda, Lepetellida, Haliotidae. The record is from RefSeq and is a predicted model, not a curated record. Bases 732 to 1505 code for a protein of 257 amino acids.
GAGGUUGUGUUGAAUCAGCCUGUUUUAUCUACACAUCACAUCAUUAACUCUGUAAUGUCCGUGACGUUACCACUCUUGUUGAACGCGGCUCAUCUUAAGUUCUUUGUCUCCAAGUCGCAUUGCUCACUUCUUCUAGAGAACCGAACACGUCCAUGCGAAGCAUGCAUGGCAACAGAGGGUGGCAUCCCUAAGCAGUUAUGUGGUAAUGAAGAACGCCUAGCUACAUAAAAGCACCGUGCUGUAGAGGCAUGUAACUGGCACUGUAAGGAAACAGUUUGCACAUAACGGAAUUGCUACAAGCUUGGUAAUGCGGCGCGGCGCGUUGGGUGGAAGUGAGAUGUUGUAGAUCAAUGACCACGGAGGACUACACGUGGUGAGGGAGAAGGGACGUAGGGUAACUAUCAGUUGGGGAGACUAACUCCGACAUCAUAUUGAGUGGCCAACUGAUACUGAUACAGGACGUCUCGGUGUUCGGAAACUGUCAUCACUAGAAGAGAUAACUGAGCAGCACGGAUUACGAUCAUCGUGAAGAUCCCCGACACAAGAGUCCCUUCAACUGUUCAAUGGGACUGUUGUAACGUUGCUGUGUAUUUGCUCCUGGACACGACAAACGAGGAAGAGGCAAAACAACCGGUUAUAAGAAGCAGAACAGUUUCAUGUCCACGAUGUCUGUGUAGUAGGCCGAGAGCGUUGAGCAACCUGUUUUGUGGGUACACGUCCAAAGGGGCACCAUGGAUUUAGAGGCUGUGAGAGUGUUGGCGUGGCCGGAGUUCCUGGCUUGCCCGGGCCAGCUUCACCAAGCCUUCACGAAGGAGAAUGGUCAGUUGACCUAUGAUUGCCAGUUCGUGUUUGACCUCACUACGCCACUGGCGGCGGAACAGGUUGGAGUAGGAUACCAUCUCCAGAAGAACGAAAUAAUUUUGAUCAUCCACAACGAGGCUGAGAUGACGUCACUUGUUGGAGACCUACUAAGGAAGCUUCUGCUCAUGCGCAUCACAGUCCUCCACACGGAGAUCUCCAGUAAAUACAGUGUGGAGACCAUCUCAAUACUAGAAGACGAGUUCGCAGUUCUGAUCAAUACCAGCCACCCGUCCAUCAUAACGAGGCUUGGUGAUGGACUCAAGUGCGCGGCACUGCGCAUGUCAAGAUGCAGGAAAUUCUGCCUUGAGCUGGACAUGUCCACAUCCCUACACGACUGGUACGCUGAGCACAAGGAAGCCAUCACGAGCUGUGACGACAUCCACCAGAUGAAAGUGAGGCGCGCGAGACUCUACGUGACCAAUCACACCAUCUACAGCCACUGUUUCGACUGCAAACCCCACUGGUGGUUGUGUCUGUGUUUCUGCUGGCUGCUCUCGGCGCCCUGCUACAUGUCUUACCGGAAGCUGACAUGCACAGACAUCUAUGUUGAAAUACAUGGGGAGAUAACUCCAGCAAAAUGUGUACAAGAUGAAAGUAGCAGAGUAGCGAUAGAUUCAUCACGUCGCUGCUACCAGACCGUCUGACGUCGUGUGAAACAGAUGCUAGUUUUUGUAAUGAGUGAGAUCUAGACAAGUCUCUGUGGAAAUAUGCAAUGAGGAUCAGUAAAAUUGUGCCAAUGUUCAACCUCGGAGGAGCAAUGAACAUACCGUGAGAAGGUCUUGACAUCAACCAGCUUGAUCACUGUAACCAUCUGAUGUCGUCAUGACCUCUUCAUCAACGUCGCAAGAAGAUCACCAUGUAUAUCCUAUGUGAUAAGUCAUAUUGAAAGAAAGAAGUGUAAAUUAUUGAAGACAGUGUGACUAGAUCGCUAGAACAUCUUGACAUCAACCAUCUUGGUCACUGUAACCAUCUGAUGUUGUCGUGGCGUCUUCACCAACGUCUCAAGAAGAUCAUCAGCUCUAUCCAUUUGGUGAUACGUCAUAUUGAAAGCAAGAAGUGUAAAAUAUUUUACAGACAAUGUGACCAGACCGUGAGAACGUCUUGACAUCAACCAUCUUGGUCACUGUAACCAUCUGAUGUUGUCGUGACGUCUUCACCAACGUCUCAAGAAGAUCAUCAGCUCUAUCCAUUUGGCGAUACGUCAUAUUGAAAGCAAGACGUGUAAAAUAUUUUUAAGACAUUGUGAUCAGACCGUGAGAACGUCUUGACAUCAACCAUCUUGGUCACUGUAACCAUCUGAUGUCGUCAUGACCUUUUCACCAACGUCUCAAGAAGAUCACCAUGUAGGUGACACGUCAUUUUGAAAGGGAAAAGUGUAAUUAUUUUAUAGACAAUGGACCGAAGUGUACACGUGUGACGUAUGGUUAUUCAGUUGUCAAUGUUCCAUCAAAACGUGAAAUGACUUGGAGCAUUUUCUUAUAAGUAUGACCAGGACCAAUUCCUAAUAAUCAGUGUCAGUGGAAUUACUGUAUCAAAGUCAUUCGUCUUGGAUUAAGAGUGAUAUGUGCCCC